AUGAGAAAUUUCAGAAAAAAAUUUGUUAACUAUUUUAAUUCAUCUUAAUCAACUCAUUUACUACAACAAAAUAGAAUUCUAGUUAGAAUCUCUUUCAACAUAUUAUUUUUAAAUAUUAAAUACAAACUAUCAACUCAAAAUUAUAAAUAAAAGCUGUCAAUUAUGUCAAACUUUAAAUAAUAUAUUUCUUGA
Molecule: messenger RNA, 192 nt
Organism: Paramecium sonneborni
Lineage: Eukaryota; Ciliophora; Oligohymenophorea; Peniculida; Parameciidae
Source: the annotation of a GenBank genome assembly